Molecule: messenger RNA, 306 nt
Organism: Phytophthora infestans T30-4
Lineage: Eukaryota; Oomycota; Peronosporomycetes; Peronosporales; Peronosporaceae
Exons: 1
Coding region: 1-306 (101 amino acids)
Source: RefSeq, a predicted model, not a curated record
AUGAAGACGGCCCUGCCUACGUCCAGUUGUCGCAACGGAUCGACCAAACGCUCGAUUACUGGCGCAUCGGGGUCUGCUAGCACAUGCAAAGGCGGUGGUGUCGUCGCUAGAAGGAGAUGCUGGAAUUAUGUUGAAAGCUCUCGGGACGUCAAGGCCGAGGUGGUUGAUGUAGCUUUCAAAGUGGCUGCAUUUUGCCGGUGCUUCGAUGUUAAACUGCGAGAGAACCAACAACAUUCCAAGAGAACCAACAGGAUUGAGGUGAAUCUGUUGGUUCUCUUGCUGAGCUCCCCGGCAAACAUGCCAUAA